AUGACCCUUUCCCCGGUGCCGAUCGAUUCUUCGUUCGAUGGCUCCGAAGUGGCCACUCCGUGCACAGUGAUUGCCAGAAAAAGUGUGAGAAGACAGCCAGACACGGAUUACGAAGAAGAUGAAGAAGAGGAAGAAGUGGACGAUAGUGAGUAGAAUUUCGAAUAAAAACAUGAUAUUAAGCGCAUUUCUUGCAGUUUCCACAAUCUACGACGAUGACACAGAAGAGGGAUCGAGCGAGGACGCUACUUCGGGCGCACAUCUUCUCCCGAGACAAUCCACAUUCGCCAGAUGCAUCACUAAAGUGUACUGUUAUGUGGAUGACCAACAAGUUCCGUUUAUGGCAGAAGUGCCUGUGCCUCCGGAAGCAAUCACUUUGAGAGAUGUGAAAAGGACGCUUGCAAAGACAAACUACAAGUUUUUACUGCAUGGCACAUGACCCGGAUACUGGAAGGUGAGCUUUUUGAAGUCAAAUGACCGUCGGUCAUCAUCGUUUUUCAGAACUGUGA
Caenorhabditis sp. 36 PRJEB53466 is the source of this 506-nucleotide messenger RNA. NCBI's taxonomy places the organism in Eukaryota, Metazoa, Nematoda, Chromadorea, Rhabditida, Rhabditidae. The record is from the annotation of a GenBank genome assembly.